This is a messenger RNA of Calypte anna (Anna's hummingbird), 2776 nucleotides long. RefSeq names its product hydroxysteroid 17-beta dehydrogenase 12 (gene HSD17B12). Gene Ontology annotation, molecular function: oxidoreductase activity. The record is from RefSeq and is a predicted model, not a curated record. Lineage: Eukaryota; Metazoa; Chordata; Aves; Apodiformes; Trochilidae. Gene Ontology annotation, cellular component: endoplasmic reticulum.
AUGGGGGUCUGCGAGCGGUGCCGACCACGCGGGGCGCAGGCCGCAAGUAGUACGGGGGCGUGUGGCCGCUGGCUCCCUGCCCCCCGCCUUCCGGCGCGGCGGGAGUGUGGCGGGGCCGGGCGGCCCGGGGGCGGGCGGGCCGGGCCUUGUUGCUGGGUUACCGGGUGGCUGAGCGGCCCCGCAGCCAAUGGCGGCGGAGCGGGGGCGGGCGCCGUGACGGCUGCGGGUCGGCGGUGGCCGGGAGGGCUCAGUCCGGCCGCCGCCGUCGCCGCCUCCGCAGCAGUGGCUGCCGCCGCCGCGCUCCCGGCCGCCGGCCUCUUCUACUGGGUGGGCGCGCUCGGUGUCCUCUACGCGGCGGCGGUGGGGUCCUACCGGUUGCUGGCCGGGCUCCGCCUCUGGGUGCUGGGCAGCGGAAACGCCACCGUGGGACCGGCGCUGGGCGCCUGGGCAGUGGUCACAGGAGCUACUGAUGGGAUUGGAAAAGCUUAUGCAGAAGAGUUAGCAAGACGUGGGAUGAAGGUGGCUCUGAUCAGUAGGUCGAAAGAAAAACUGGACCAGGUUGCUGGUGAAAUAAAGGAAAAGUACCAAGUGGAAACAAAAGUCAUUGUGGCAGACUUUGGGGAGAGAGAAGAUAUUUAUAAUAGAAUCAAAGCAGGAUUGGAAGGCUUGGAAGUCGGCGUUUUAGUGAACAAUGUUGGAAUAUCCUAUGUUUAUCCUGAAUAUUUCCUGGAUAUUCCUGAACUGGAUAAAACAAUUGACAACAUGAUCAACAUUAACAUCAUGUCUGUUUGUAAGAUGACCCGGCUGGUGCUGCCUGGCAUGCUGGAAAGAUCCAAAGGGGUAAUCCUGAAUAUUGCCUCAGCUGCAGGGAUGUAUCCAACACCACUUCUGACUCUUUACUCCUCAACCAAGGCUUUUGUGGAUUAUUUCUCCAGAGGCCUCCAUGCAGAAUACAAGAGCAAGGGCAUCAUUGUGCAGAGUGUUCUACCAUAUUAUGUGGUAACAAAACUCUCCAAAAUCCGGAAAGCAACCUUUGAUAAGCCCACUCCUGAAACCUAUGUCAGAGCUGCCUUGGGCACAGUGGGUCUGCAGUCCCAAACCAACGGGUGCCUGCCCCAUGCCCUCAUGGCAUGGAUCUUUUCUCUUCUACCUACACCUUCUGUCAUUAAUUUUCUCAUGAAAACAAACAAGCAAAUACGGGCUCGUUACUUGAAGAAAAUGAAGGAGAAAUAAGUCAGAAGCAACUUGAUCUCAGAAACCUGGGGCUCCUGUAGGUUCCAUGCCCACGCUGCAGCAUCAAGUAGUUCCCAAAGUCUUCAAUCCUAGGUGUACUUUCUAACAAACAAAACAUUCAUGUGCUGAAGACACAGGUGAAACAGGACCUUUAACUUCUAAUAUUGAUUAAAAAAUAGGCUUUAUUUGUUUAUAGCUGUUAUUGGGGGUGGGAAGUGCUUUGGACAAGAAGUACUUACAAGGACUUGAUCAGGGUGUUGUGGCCAUCACAUCUAUGUAUUCUGCACAUGGGUAAAAGUCAGAAAAAUAGUAGUUCUUACCUAUUUCUGGACAUGUGUGGGGGAGUGGGAAGGAAGCAUAUUUAUUUUAAAAAGGUAACCUAGCACUAUUGACAGAGUGUAACUUUUUCCCAGCUCAGGUUUUGGGUACUUACAAGGAUUCUGUAUUUUCAGCCAGCUCACAACUGCUCCCCUGCUUGCACAGUCCAGUGUGGUUUUUGGUUAGGAACUUCAGGGAAAUGGACCAAACCCCAAAAUGAGUGUAAUUGCUCAUCUAUAAAUAUAUACAUAAAACCACGUUGCAAAAAGUAUUAAAAUUCCUUGGUUCUUGAGUAUGGAUUCUAACUUUUCAGUAAUAUAUAAUCUGUAUGAUUCAUAAUAACAUUUUUAAAAGUUCAGUGCCUGCUCUUUGUAAUAGGUGGUGGUAACACGAUGUAGAUAAAUGUCACAAGUUUUGUUUUUUGCUGGUUGCUAUGUAAAAGAUUAUGGGCACUUUAAAUGCAGAGCUUGAAAUGAGUUAUUCUUCUUGCUAGCAAUGAUGUUUAAAUUCUUUUUGAGGUAAUGUAUCAGUCUGGUUUUUGGUGAGACCCUUUGAAAUGUUAAUCCUGAAUAUUUGAGACAGCUUUAAAAAUGAGAACUUCUCUAAAUGUAGAAAAAUUUAAAAUUCUUUUUAAUUUGUGUUCAAAUUAACUGAUUAGUUUCAUGGUUCUGUUCUGAAAUCGGAUGCUCCAGUGAGGAUGAAAUUACCCAACUCCAGGAGAUACAGGAAUCAGAUUAUAUGAGAAACCUGCACUGCUGUUGUCAGUAUUUGUGUACUCUUUUAAUAAAAAAGACUUUGACAUCUAACAGUCCUUUUUAUCAACAUAAAACAUACCAAAACUUACAAGGCAAAUCAAAUUGCAAGCAGGUACCAAUGUUUUCUGUGGUGACCUCCUGUGGCUGAAGAGUGGAGGUUGUUUUCUGUCCUUGAAAUAAUAAUUUCAAGCUCUGGUUUUGAAGUAAAAUAAGUUCUACUGAGACAUGAUUUGGGGCUAACCUUUCUGUACAUUGAAAAAACCUGAAUACCGAUGCAAUGGUGCUGAUCAAAUAUGAGAUGCAGAUCCUAUUCCAUAGCUUUCUUAAUUUUUUGGAACAGGGAUGGUGAAGUCAGUGGUAUUAAGUUCUGUAAGAGCUUGGUUUGCUCUGGAUCUGAUGUGGAAGGAUUUGACUAAAAAGUCUGUAUGUCCUUGACUUUAUAAGACAAAUAAAAUGGAAUUCACUCUCUA